UCUGCCUGUUGUACUUCUCACGUUACUCAAUCCCCCUGGUGCCUCGUACUCUGUGUGUGUGUGUGUGUGUGUGUGUGUGUGUGUGUGUGUGUGUGUGUGUGUGUGUGUGUGUGUGUGUGUCCCCUGCGCGACCAGGGUCUAUUCACCCGGCCGUCCUCGGCAGGUUGAACGAGAAACCCCGAGAAAACGGAGAGGAUUCGGAGACACCGGCCGUCAGAUCAGACCACCGGCCCGCCGAAACCUGAGAGGUGUGGCCACAGAAGGAGGAGACAAAUCCACCACUGAGGCACUGAGGCAUCACACAAACAGGCUCGGUCAACGUCUCGGGAAAGUCAGCGCAGGAGUUGGGCAAUGUUUUCAACAACAUCUAUUUUGGUUCAGGAGAAGGAACAAGCCGAUUAGAGCGCCGUGAAAUCAAAACAACUGUCGCCUUCUCCCCAGCUGAAGAUCAGUGCGAUUGGGAGAGAGAGAGAGACCGGAGUUCGAGCUACAUCCAGACUACACGUCAAGCACCUCCCGGGAGGAACUGGCAGAUUUUUAUCGCAGAGAAGUAGAAAUCCCCAGGAAUAACUCACCCAUGGAUCCACUUUAACCCCCAAUCCCCUCCAAUUCCAGGUUUCCCACCCAGUCUCUCUCUCCCCCAAAAUUCUCUAUUAAGAGGGGUCGGUGCCAGCGGCUGCCGGGAGCUCGUAACACUCUUUGAUCCCCAAUAUUAAAAACAACAAAUUGACAAAUUCCCUCCCCUUCCCACUGCCUCCUCGAGAGAUUAUGAAAGGGAAAACCAAAAAGUCUAGCGUCACAGAGCAGAGGGACAUGGAUGGAUAUGAUCAGCUCCCCGGCAACCAGCCACGUCAUAACACAAAAGCAUUAAAGCAGCGUUUCCUGAAAAUCUUACCAUGCUGUCGGCCUAAGCUGGUGCCCUCACUCAGUGAAUACAGCAUCGAGGAUGAGUUUGAGCCCUCCACUGUGUGUCACCGACCGGAAGGACUCGAGCAGCUUCAAGGACAAACAAAGUUCACCAAGAAGGAGCUGCAGGUCCUCUACCGGGGUUUCAAAACGGAGUGCCCCAGUGGUGUGGUCAAUGAAGAGACGUUUAAACAAAUCUACUCCCAGUUCUUCCCUCAAGGAGAUUCCAGUAUGUAUGCACACUUCCUAUUUAACGCUUUCGAUACAGACCAUAAUGGCUCUGUCAGUUUUGAGAAUUUUGUGACCGGUUUAUCAGUGAUCCUUCGUGGUUCCGUUGAUGACAAACUGAACUGGGCCUUCAACCUGUACGAUUUAAACAAAGACGGCUGCAUCACCAGAGAGGAAAUGUUGGAUAUUAUGAAAUCCAUUUACGAUAUGAUGGGGAAGUAUACCUACCCGACAGUGAGGGAAGAGUCUCCACAGGAGCACGUGGAAACAUUCUUCCAGAAAAUGGACAAGAACCGGGAUGGAGUGGUAACCAUCGAGGAAUUCAUCGAAACCUGUCAGAAGGAUGAAAACAUCAUGAAGUCAAUGCAGCUUUUUGAGAACGUCAUCUAGAGGUCAGAGGUGGAGCUGAGGUCAGUGAUGGGCUGACCUCUGUCUCCUGUCCUUGGUGGGGCUACCUUGGACUUGUGCAACGGGGAGCUUCAACUUCUGGCAUCAGAACUUCAUUUGGAGGUGGGAGUGGUCACUAGUUGGACAAUGCCAUUGACCACGGACAUGGAGCGAGGGAGAACAGCCUUCUGUGACAAACGUUUUGUACUUUUCACGGUCCUCACAAGCUGCUCGAGAAUGCAAACAAUCGGCAUGGAGAAACCUCACAUCGUUGCAGCUAUGGGCGUAUGAGUCACAAGACGUGCGCCCAAGUGCAGAGGAUACAGAUCUUCAUAGCAUGUUACUGGGUCACACUAUAAGCAUCUUUAUACAAAAACGCCAAGUUGCAUGGGGGCAAAAAGGGCAAGUCACCCACAGCCCAUCCCUUCCAUCUGUCAUGCUGCCUGCUGUAAGAGUCGGACUCACGGAACGAACCCGCCUGUGCCAAAAUGUCUUCCUUGUCCCAUUCAGCUUUGUCACCUGAGUUUAAAUUCUAAACCCGUGGGUCGAAAGAAAACCUAAUAUAGAGGGAACAUUACUCUGUAUCUAACCCGUGCGGUCCCUGCCCUGGGAGUGUGUGAUGGGCCAGUGUAGAGGGAGUUUCACUCUGUGUCUAACCCGUGCGGUCCCUGCCCUGGGAGUGUGUGAUGGGACGGCGUAGAGGGAGCUUCACUCUGUAUCUAACCUGUGCGGUCCCUGCCCUGGGAGUGUGGGAUGGGACAGUGUAGAGGGAACUAUUCCCUGUGUCAAUUCAUUGCCUAGGAGUUUUGCUGUAAAGAAUUGAGUGAAAUGUUCUUGCAUCCUGCUUGAUUAGCUUCUCUCAGUGGAACCGUCACAAAUUUUACAGAGUACGUUCUCUACCAGAAGUCUUGUAUUUUAUCCCCAACUGUACUAAAGUCCUCCAAGUGAACAGACCAUUUAAUGAUAUACCCUUCAUCACAGGGUGAACCUCACCAGUAUCAGCUGAUCCAUGACAUUAUAAGUAAGAAUCCAUCAGAAGGACAGGGGAAAGCAUUGUUAAUCUCACAAUGUCAUUUAACGUAUGUGUUUAGGAAGUAGGGUUAUCACUGGUUGGAGAAAAAUGACCAGUCUCGGGGGAACUUAGCGACAUGUUUCUACAACAACAACAAGGUCCCUAAUAGAGUAAAGUCUUCUCACUGGGAUGUUAACAAUUAAUCUUUGACACUGAGUCACAGAAGGACUCAUUGAAGGACUCAAGUGUUGGGACUCAAACACUUGGUCCUAGAGGCAGAUUUUAAAGAGUGUAUGCUGCAGGAAAGAUUUUUGGGGAGAUUCGUGAAGGGAAUUCCAGCACUUGGCCUCUCAGCAGCAGAAGGUGUGCCCACUGAUGAUGGAGCAACUGAACACAAGAACAUUCGGGGUCUACAAUUGGAAGAGUGGGAAGAUCUUUUGCGGGGCUAUAGGGUGUACCUGGACAUCAGGACAAGAAGUGUUCGCUCAGAGUGAGAAGUCAUCACUCAGUGAGAAAUCCUCGCUCAGGAUGAGAAAUCCUCACAGAAUGAGAAAUCCUCGCUCAGAAUGAGAAAUCCUCGCUCAGGAUGAGAAAUCCUCACAGAAUGAGAAAUCCUCGCUCAGAAUGAGAAAUCCUCGCUCAGGAUGAGAAAUCCUCACAGAGUGAGAAAUCCUCGCUCAGAAUGAGAAAUCCUCACAGAGUGAGAAAUCCUCGCUCAGGAUGAGAAAUCCUCACAGAGUGAGAAAUCCUCGCUCAGAAUGAGAAAUCCUCGCUCAGGAUGAGAAAUCCUCACUCAGGACGAGAAUUAUUCGUUAAGAAUGAGGAAGCAGCACUUUGAGAAAUUGCUUCACUGUCUGACCUAAUGGGUUGGGUUUUGGGAUCAGACAUUAGACGAAGCCAAACAUCUUUGAAGUUCCAACACAUCCGCGUGGAUGAGAGCGCUGGAGAGUUGGAAUUCCCUGUCUGAAAGGUGGUGGAGACGGAAUGUGCUGAAAGAGCAGGUGGGAUGACCACGUCAACAGUCGUGGCCAGGAGUGCUGCGGACUGAGCUGGGAAAGCAGGAUAACUUCAGCUGGGGAAACAAAGGACCGCAGAUGCUGGAGUCUAGAUGACAAACACGAUGAUGCUGGAGGAACUCAGCAGGCCAGGCAGCAUCCGGGGAGAAAAGCAGGCGGUCAACGUUUCGGGCAACCCUUCCUGAACAACGGCAUGAACGUUGAAUUUUCCCACUUUAAGUAAUCCCCACACCCCCUCCCCCCCAACACCUCCCGACCACGGUUCUUCUUUCCUUCCCUUUCCCAGCCUAUCUCUCUUGCUAAUGCCCCCCUUUUUCUCUCUCCUUCCCUUUGACCCGUCCCCCGGUGGAUCUGCUCUCCCCUCCCCCCCCCCCCGCACCUGCCUGUCACUGUCUCUUACCUGCAUCUACCUAUCACCACCCUGUGCCCACCCCGCCUCCCCUCUUUUGUCCACCUAUCACUGCUCUGCUUUUCCCUCCCCUCCUAUAUAUUGGGCUUCCCCUUUUCCUAUCUUCAGUCUUGAAGAAGGGUCCUGACCCGAAAACGUUGACCGGCUGCUUUUCUCCACGGAUGCUGCCUGGCCUGCUGAGUAUCUCCAGCAUCAUCGUGUUUUUCAUUUCACUUCAACAGGUAACCACCAUGGACAAUGAUAAGCCAGUUGGCUUUCUCUGGCCAUAAAUUUCUCUGGUUUAUGACCCUCUGUCCUGAGUAUGACAAAUUAUUCUUCAACAGGCAGGAAGUCAAAGCAAUAACUGCCAUCCUGCACUCUCUGUUGGAUCCUCCAAGUCCAUGAAGCAAUGCAGACAGGAGUGUGCAUCGCAUACGAAGUGAAAACCUCAGGAAGAUGAACGUGAGGGCAGGGAAGUACACUGAAUACAAAGGGAACUAAGCAGUGGAAUAGAUUCUUACCGUAAGGU
Pristis pectinata (smalltooth sawfish) is the source of this 4466-nucleotide messenger RNA. Its product is annotated as Kv channel-interacting protein 2. NCBI's taxonomy places the organism in Eukaryota, Metazoa, Chordata, Chondrichthyes, Rhinopristiformes, Pristidae. Bases 769 to 1524 code for a protein of 251 amino acids. The transcript is spliced from 9 exons. Gene Ontology annotation, cellular component: voltage-gated potassium channel complex. Gene Ontology annotation, biological process: regulation of potassium ion transmembrane transport. The record is from RefSeq and is a predicted model, not a curated record. Gene Ontology annotation, molecular function: potassium channel regulator activity; calcium ion binding.